Messenger RNA from Brassica oleracea var. oleracea, 2526 nucleotides. RefSeq lists its product as uncharacterized. Gene Ontology annotation, molecular function: DNA helicase activity. Gene Ontology annotation, biological process: telomere maintenance; DNA repair. The record is from RefSeq and is a predicted model, not a curated record. The transcript is spliced from 6 exons. NCBI's taxonomy places the organism in Eukaryota, Viridiplantae, Streptophyta, Magnoliopsida, Brassicales, Brassicaceae. The coding region runs from base 1 to 2526 and encodes 841 amino acids.
AUGACGACCAGUCCUAACUGGAGAGAGAUUAAAGAACAUCUUGAAAGAUAUGGUGGAGACUCCCCUAAUGAUAGACCAGACAUUGAAUGUCGGGUCUUUAAGAUGAAAACACCAAGUUCAGAGGUAGUAGAUGAGAUUAUUUCAGCUGAGCUCCUAAACAAAGAAGAAGACCCAGAAGCUUACAAUUUAGUGACAAAACACAUGAUCCAUGGUCCGUGUGGUGUCAUUAAUCAGAAGUCACCAUGUAUGGAGAAUAAUGUGUGCACGAAAAAGUAUACUCCGCCGUAUAAUGGCAGUACUUCGAUUGACAAAUCAGGGGAUGUAUUAUAUCGUCGCCGCCGGAAUGAAAAUGAGUCUGUGGUAAAGAAUGGGGCAAUCCUAAACAAUACGUUUGUUGUACCUCAUAACAUUAAGCUCCUGAAGAAGUACGAAGCUCAUAUUAAUGUGGAAUGGUGUAAUUGUACAAGUGCAGUGAAGUACUUAUUCAAGUACAUAACCAAGGGUGUUGACAGAGCAUCCGUAGUUAUUGAAAAAGGAAGUACGACAACUACCUCUGACACAGUGACUUCUGGUGAACCAAAGGAAAGAGUGAUGAAGCAACAUAAUGAGAUCCAAGACUACAUCGAUGCUCGGUAUUUAUCAGCUUGUGAGUCUAUGUGGCGGACUUUCGCAUUUCACAUACACAAAAGAAAGCCAUCAGUUGAGAAGCUUAUCAUUCACUUAGAAGGCGAACAUAAAAUCACAAUUAAAGCAACUGAUAACCUCGGCCGUGUAAUCCGCAAGCCAGUACCAAAGUCUGGUCUGAACGGUCCUAGAAGUUAUGACGAGCUAAAAACGUUUAACGGCGUGAAAUACCCUGACUUCAAAUCAGUUUGCCACGCACGAGGCUAUUUGAACGAUGAUGUUGAAUGGCACGAGAGUAUGUCAGAGGGUGCUAGAACCGCCACCCCAUACCAACUCCGUGAUAUGUUUGUCACAUUCCUAACCAAUUGCUUCGUUGCAAGCUCUAAAGAAUUAUGGGAACACUCAUGGAAGUCAAUGAGCAAGGACAUACUUCACAAGAGACAAAGGAUCUUAGGUCACACAAAUCUGGAACUGGAUGAUGAGACCCUUGAGCAAUACACAUUAAUCGAAGUGGAAAAGUUGAUGCGCAUGCAUGACCGCUCAUUAAAUGAUAUUAAAGAGAUGCCAAAGAUCAAACCUGUUUUGCUAAAAGAAUUGGGGAACAGGUUGUGGAACCAAGAAAUGGAUUAUGAUGUUGCUGAGGAAACACUAAGACAUGACAGGCAGUACAACUUACUUAAUGCCGAGCAGAGUGCGAUUUACGAAUCAGUCUUAGACUCUGUUGAUAAAAAGGAUGGAAAACUAUUCUUUGUAUAUGGCGCAGGGGGCACAAGAAAAACAUUCCUAUACCAAACCAUUUUAUCCAGACUUCGCUCGAGAAAACAAAUCGUUCUCCCGGUUGCUUCUUCAAAAAUAGCAGCAUUGCUACUACCAAACGGGAGAACAGCUCAUUCUCGGUUUAAUAUUCCUUUGAAGCUCGACGAAGAUAAGCUCUGCAACAUCAAACCAGGUACAAUGCUGGCUGAACUAAUUGAGAAAACGGAUCUCAUAAUUUGGGAUGAGGCACCUAUGAUACACAAGCAUGCUUUCGAAGCACUAGACAAAACUUUGAAGGACAUAAUGUCUAUGAAAAUUCCACCCGCAAAGGAUCAAACUUUUGGCGGCAAAACCGUUUUGUUAGGUGGUGAUUUUAGACAGAUCCUACUAGUAAUUCCACAAGGCAGUAGAGCUGAUACUGUCUUAGCUUCGAUAAGUCAUUCAUAUCUAUGGAAUAGCUGCCACAAGUUCUCUUUAAAAACAAAUAUGCGAGUCAAUCAGGACGAGAAAGAGUUCUCUGAGUGGCUUCUCAAAGUCGGGGGAGGGCGUCCAGAAUCAGGACAAGAAGAUGAGGAUGAUGCCUACCAUGACCAAAUGAUAAUCGUCGACUACUCAUUGGUCCAAGAGACUAAGGAUGAGUCAUUAAAACAAGUUCUCGAUGCUGUGUAUGGUGAUGUCAACAAAAUAAAGGCCUCCCAAAGUUCCUACACUGAUAAAGCUAUACUUACACCCCGAAAUGAUACAGUAGAUGAAAUCAAUGCAUAUACAAUCUCCAAAACCGAUGGAGAGUCAAGAGACUACUACAGUUAUGAUAACUUUGAGGUUUCGGAAACUCAAUCUAAUCAAAAUGAUACAUUAUACGCGAUUGAGUAUCUCAAUUCCAUGGAGUUUCCAGGAUUGCCUUCUCAAAAACUCACUCUCAAAGUUUGGCUUCUCCACAGAGUCUCACCGGUCUCUGGUCUUGGUGGAAUCGUUCGGCUGCGGCGGUGGUCUUUGUUUUGCUUUGCGGUGUCGUGGAGUGACCGGAGUCUAGUCUCCGCUGUCAGGUGCUAUGAAGCCCUCGGCAAGCUGUUCUCAGAUGGAUCAAUAUCUUUAAGAGCGGAUCAUCGGGGAAGCCAAAAUUACCGGGUUCUGGCUCUCGGUUGA